GCCACUUUGACAUUUGUAAAUUUAAUCUGUUGAUACGGUAUACGAGUACCGCAUCGUGGAUUCGUAUGUUAUAUUUUAUCGUAGUUUAUUGAAUUAUUAAACAAGAUUGUGUACAAUUAAACAAGAAAAAAAUUGACAUUUUACUAUUUUUUAUAUUGUGAACAACAUACUAUCAUAAAUAUAACAGAAUGCCACCUAAAAAAGUAGAAGAGCCUGAAAAAAAACCACUUAUUGGAAGAAUUGGUACAAACUUGAAAGUGGGUAUCGUUGGAGUUCCAAAUGUUGGCAAAUCAACAUUUUUCAAUGUGCUUACUAAAAGCCAAGCAGCUGCUGAAAAUUUUCCAUUUUGUACCAUCGAUCCCAAUGAAAAUAAGUAUAUAUUGUAUAAUGGUGAUUAUACAAUAUUUAACAAAACUGAGUUUGACAAUGAAGAUUGUCGCCGAAAACCUCUAGCUGCUGCUAUUUUGGGUUUAAAUAACACUGACAUUCCUUUGCCUGAUAAUUUGGAUUUUCAUAAUAUUUGGUCUGAUAUGGAUGCACACGAAGCAUAUUUAAAACAAAAACCAAAAUCAUUUUUGAUAUUAGGCAAACAGGGUGCUGGAAGUUAUAAUAUUGGAGAAGCUUUGGCUAAAAAACUUAAUUGCAUUCAUCUUUGCCCUAAAAAUGUUUUGAUAGACGAAAUUGAACAAAAGAGUCCAACAGGAAAGUGCUUAGAUUUUAACAUGAGACAUAAUAGAGUCUGUAAAUUUGAUACAAUUCUAUCCAUUAUGAAGGAGAAAUUAAAAUCGCCUGUUGUAUUACACAGAGGAUUUAUAAUAUCAGGAAUACCACUAGUAACUUCGAAGCAAAAUGACCUAUACUUAGUCAGGUCGUUGUACACUGAAGAAUCAGUUAUGAUAACUGAAGAUAUCCUCUUUGAUUUAAUAUGCAAUUUUAAAAAUAAAAAAUCAAAACCCAAAAAGUCUACGUCAAACACAUCUAUGAGCAUUGAACAUGAGAUGACUAUUGAAGAAGAAGAAGAAAAUGAAGAACAAGAAUUCGUAGGCGAAGAAAUUGAAGAUCAAAUGGUAGAAUUGCCGAAAUUUUUGUUGGAAUCUUGUAGCAACCUCAUAUUUCAUGUAAUUCCACAUUAUAACACUACAAAAAUAGUGCUUUUACAGCAAAUUCAAGAAUUGUUUGAUUUAAAUCCGGAUAUUGUGAUUUUUAUUUCAUGUCCGAAUAUGGAUAUCAUAACAAAGAGAAGCCGUAAAUUUUUAAAUUAUCCUAAUAACUCUAUUACUUUUUUUCCAUUUCAAACUACUCUGGAGCAUGAAGUAAGAUGGCCCACUAAUUAUUGCCUAACAGAUUUCAAGAAACCAUACGACAUUCAUAACUUCAACCCUAAAUAUAAUUGCAAGCAACCAAUCAAUUUUUAUUUAAAUACAGUAGAUCAACUUUGUAACUAUAAACAAACUAUUAGUCCAUUUUUUAAACAAAAAUUAAAUGAUUUUGAUCCAAGCGCUAUUAUAAAACUGGACGGGCGCUCCUCAAUUCAUCAAAUGAUAUACAUAACCAUGGAGAAAAUACUAUUAAUGCCAAUGAAACCUAUAAUUAUACCAGAACCAUUAUAUCUUGAUGAUCCUUCAGGAGAUUUAGAAGAAUUUUGGACAUCAGUUGAAGAAUUAAAUGUGGUAAGGAGUGGUCUCGUUAAAUUUAAUAGAUACGCUUCAUAUUGGUAUAAUAGAUGUCCUGUUGAACUUAAAAAACGACGAACAAUAGUAGGAAAACCAAAGUAUGCAGUCACGUUUUUUAAAUAUGUGUACUUGUUGUCUUCAUUGGAUGCAAUGGUGAAGUUUUGCAGAAAUCCACGGCCUUUCCUUAAGUUAGAAUAUUUGGAACCAACAUGCCGUAUUAUAAUUAUAGGUACAAAGUCGUCGGGAAAAACCAUGGUUGCCAACUGCUUAUCUUGGAUAUUUGAUGCUUCUAUUUUAAGUUUUCCUACCAUACUAGAAAAUGAGAAGCAGAAGAAAUAUAACAUUUACGCUAAAACUAUUUUCUCUGAAAUAAUCUCAACAAUUGAAGACGCUAGAUUUACUAAAUGGGAAAGUAUGGAGUUAGAUAGAAUAUCUAAUUUGAAUACGUGGUAUAACACUCAAUGUACUAUGUUAAGUGCAUACAUAUCAUUAUUGAAAGAAAAAUUAAAACUAUCUGAAGAUGAAAACGCGGAGGCGAAACCAGAUUUUUUGAAAAGAUUUAACGUCCUUAAAAAUAAACUCGCUUAUUUAUCUGAAAAUGAUUUGGAUCAAUGUGAAAACUUACUGAUAAAUAAGAAUUUAAUGAAGUAUGCCCCUCUUGAAUUAACUACCGAAAUAAGCAAACCUAGCACACCUAAUAUAGAAGACGAAGAUGUUACCGAAAAAAUAUCAGCUUAUAUAAAAUCUAAUGAAUUAGAAAAAGAAAUGGAGCCAACACCUGAAGAACUGAUGUCGGAAAUUAUUAAAAUAUUAAAAAGUAUAGAUUCAACAUCUUUUGAAAAUAAUACUUCAGAACAAAUUUAUGGAAAGUUUAUAAUCGAUGGAUUUCCUUCGAAUCCUGAAUAUUGGAAAUAUCUCACUGUGAAUAAUUUAUUACCAGAUUACACUAUAGCUUUAAUAGAAAAUAGAGAAAUUGAUGUUGAUCUAAUUGAACAUUAUGCUAAAAUAGAAAAUAGUACUAAAAACUAUCAAGAAAGAUAUAUUCUAUGUACUGAUGUUAUGGUAAAAAUAAAACUAAGUCUGCACCAACCUUUACAUUCUACGGAGUUAGAUAUGAAAAUUAUAUUCAAGCAAUUAAUAAACGAUAUAUUACAUUCUAUAUUUCAUAAAAAAAUAGAAGAUGAACCUGAUAAACAAACCAAUAACGAUUUAGUAACAUCUUUCACUGAAAGUAUAGAAAAGUUUCGCGAAGAUUGGGACGUAUUAAAACUAAACAUAGAAGAAAAUUUAAAAUCUUGCAUUGAAAUUGAACUGGAAAAUAAAAAUGAUAUUGAAAUUAUAGACGGAGUCCUCUUAAAACUACGCAAAGGUUAUUGUCAACCACCUGUCAAUGUCGAUGAUAUAGCCGAAAAUCAAGAUGAUGAUAACGAAUCAUUUAAAGAUGAUCUCACUCAUAAUGAACCAUAUUACUUAGGAGAAACAAAUAUUUAUUGCCCUGUUGCGUUUAACGACUAUGGUGUUCUAUGGAAAGGCAAAUCAGAGUUUACAUUUAGACAUGACAAUAAACUUUGUUAUUCCUCAAAUGAAGUCUGUAAGGAAUUAAUGUUAUCUGAUAUUAUAAAGUACCAGUCUUAUAAUAAACCAUUUAAAAAUAUACCUCCUUUUCGAAUAUGUGUAAUUGGAGGCAUCGGAAGUGGAAAAACUACAAUAUCUAAAAUAAUUGCCAAAGAACUUGGUUUGUUACAUAUUGAUAUUCCAAAUUUUAUCAAUGAAUUUGCGAUGCCAAAACAUUUUAAAAAAGUUGGAUGGCAAUUCGAAAAUAGUUUUACUGAUCCUAAUAUGGAUGAGCAAGACGUUAUAGAGUUUCAAAUGGAUGAAGAAAAUUCAAACAAUCUGAUGGAUAUUAUGUCGAAUGAACAAGAAGUACGCCGUAUGAUUUAUAAUUACUUUGAACGUGGAUCGCCAUUGCCUUUUGUGUUUAUCCAAUCGAUGCUUAAAAAACUUUGGUUUGAAAGCCCAUUUGUCAACACUGGGAUUGUGGUUGACGGCUUACCAAAAUUGCCUACUGAUGUUGAAGUAAUGAUAGAAAGUUUUUGUAUUCCUGAUCUAGUUAUAAAACUAGAAAGCAAUUCUGAAAUAGCAUUAGAAAGAUUGUCUCCGAAAAUGUUUGAUCAAUGGAAGCUACAACUUAUGGAAGCUAAGACAAAAGCUUUUCGAAAAUUAGAAGCCGAUCGAAAGACUUGGCAAGACUUUAUUACAAAAACGAUUGUGAUUAAUCUUAUAAUUAGUGAAGUUAUAGAAAACGUAUGUCCAGAUAAUGAAAUAGCCUUGAAAAGUUCAUCUAUUCAGAGCACCAUAAUGGAUGCUGAUCCUGCCGGAUCAUCUAACGUAGACAUUAAGCUAUUUACCGCCUAUAACGACAUCAUUCAAGAAUAUCCGGAACCAACAGGUAAAAGCGAAUGGGAGAAUGCUGAUGAUGUUCUCGAUAAGAUAAAUAGUAGACUGGAAAGUAUCUUUGAUAUAGAUGAGGAAAAUAUACAGACGUUAAAUGAUAUUUUAGAUGAGCAGAAUAUAAAAACAGUCACUGUGGAUGGAAAACAAUCUUUGAAUAAAGUUGUCCGAAAGGCGUUAAUUAACUUGUCUGAUUUGAGAAAUCGAUGUGAAUCAUUUCUAGAGCAAACAUUUAUUAUAAACUGUGACAUUGCCGAAAUGCUUUUGCUGGAAGGAUUCUUUUUAUUGAGCAAAUUCAAUAGAAUGUGUCCAGUGUUUAUUUUUGAAAAUCCUUGUACACUUUUCAAUCCAUACAAUUUAAAUAGGCGUAAAAAUAAGAUUUUUCCUAUUAUUCAUCGAUCUUUUAUAUAUUUUAUUUCAUCGGAAAAAUAUGUACAAAAGUUUAGAACUAAUCCAUUGAAAUAUAUUCAAGAUAAUGCUAUUAAAUCAUUUAAAGAGUAUCCAUUAAGAAUUGGUGUUAUCGGACCACCAAAAUCGGGUAAGAGUAAAUUAGCUGCAAAACUUGCCAAAGAGUAUGGAUUGUUGUGUAUAUCAAAAGGAAUGGCCAUUCGAUACAUUUUGGAAAACAUGGAUUGGACUGUAUUGGGAUUAAAAAUGUUAUCAGAAUUACGUGAAGGAAAUUGCAUUCAUAACGAAUUGAUUAUAAAAGCUAUCAUAACUGUUGCAAUAGAUAGUCGAAUAAUGACUAAUGGUUUCGUUCUUGACGGUUUUCCGGAGUCGCCUUAUGAUGUCUGUGAACUGUCGAAAGUUGAUCUAUUUCCUCUUAUAAUUUUCGAUAUCCAUACCGAUAGAGAAUACGUAUUAAAAAAUUCACAACAUGAACAUCAUUACGCCAUCCUCAAAACAAAGCCCCCUCAUUCUCGAUCUUUUAUAGAUUACAAAUACAAUUAUUGGUAUGAAAAAUGUUUACAAGUUAGAAAUUUUAUAAAACAGGACACACAAAAUCUAUAUUCAAUCAAUGGAAACAAUUCUAAAUGGCAAUGUUACAUUGAUGCAAAUAUGAUAAUAAAAAACUUGAUACCAAAGAUACAUUACUACUUAGGUCAUGCAAAAUCGGAUAUAGUACGUGCGGAUAUAAUGGCUAUAUCUAACGAAGCAUUUCAGCAAAGGAUGUCGUGUUUUAAAAAUCUUUGUCCUGUUUGCUUCUAUAAGAAUAUUUUACGUCACAGCGGCUAUCCCGCAGACAAAACAGGCCUUGUUCAAUACCAAGAUAUAUUUUAUUGGAUUUGUCCUGAACAUUUAGACAUUGUAUUUAAGUUCCCAAAGAAAUUCUUGUCAGCUAAAAAGUUAAAUAUACCUGAAAUUCCGGCCGUUGUGAAAACGGUCAAUAUUUCGCUCGUUUAUGAAAAUGGCAUAUGUAUAGUAACGUACGCAGAAAAACUGCCCGCUCAAAUAAAAAAUAUUGGAAUCAAUGAAUAUGCUGCUGUUUAUAAGAAAAAAAUAUAUUUAUUCUGUAGUAAUGAGUGCCUUAAAAAGUUUUUGUCAAAACCUCAUUUGUAUUAUAACAUCAAAGUUUUUAAAGAAACGAAAAUUUUCCCUGAAAUAACGCUAAAAAAUAUUCCUCAUUUGGGUUUCUUGGAACAAAGUGUUGCAAGUCGGGUACCAGUUCCGGAUGAGAGGUUUGAUUACCUUUGCACUUAUCACAAACCAGCCAGUAAGGUACCUGCAUUUCUGAAUGUAGUGGAUAUAGCCGGUCUAGUUCGAGGUGCUGCUGAAGGUCAAGGCUUGGGAAAUGCAUUUUUGUCGCAUAUUAAGGCUUGCGAUGCCAUAUUCAAUCUCUGCAGAGCAUUUGAUGAUGAAGAUGUAAUUCACGUCGAUGGUGAUGUUAAUCCCGUCCGAGAUCUUGAGACUAUUGGAGAAGAAUUACGGCUUAAAGACGCCGAGCAACUCAUUCAACACGUAGAAAAAUUAGACAGAGUUGUCAACCGUGGCGGUGAUAAGAAAUUAAAACCCGAAUAUGAUACACUGGCAAAAGUAAAAACAAUUUUAGUUGAGGAAAAGAAACAUAUACGUUUCGGGGAUUGGAGUGCUGCGGAUAUCGAGGUACUGAACAAAUAUCUAUUUUUAACAUCGAAGCCCGCGCUUUAUCUCGUUAACUUGUCGGAAAAAGAUUAUAUCAGAAAAAAGAAUAAAUGGUUACCAAAACUUAAAGAAUGGAUCGAUAAAAAUGAUCCAGGUGCACCCCUAAUACCAUUUUCUGGCGUUUUGGAAAGCAAGUUAUUUGAAAUGGAUCCAGAUGAAAAGCAACAGUUUCUUAAAGAAAAUAAUAUUACAAGUGCUUUAGACAAAAUAAUUGUCCAAGGUUACAAAGCACUUCAAUUGGAAUACUUUUUCACUGCUGGCGCAGAUGAAGUCAAAGCUUGGACUAUUCAGAAAGGCACUAAAGCGCCCCAAGCUGCUGGUAGGAUUCACACGGAUUUCGAGAAAGGUUUCAUAAUGGCUGAAGUUAUGCAUUACAAGGACUUCAAAGAAGAAGGCUCGGAAGCGGCCUGUAAAUCCGCCGGAAAAUACAGACAACAGGGUCGUAACUACGUGGUAGAGGACGGUGAUAUAAUUUUCUUCAAAUUCAACGCUGGUGCUGGGCUCAAGGAUGCUAAGAAGAAAUGACGCGACAAGUAUCUUCUCCUCAUAGUACACAUGUUGUACCUCAAUCUCGCGUUAUACACAUUAUUACACGUUGCUUGAAUUACAAUUUUACACCAUAAUAAAUUAUAAUAUACCUAAUUACUAACGAAAUAAAGCUUGUUCUCGUUUGUAUGA
Molecule: messenger RNA, 6944 nt
Organism: Vanessa tameamea
Lineage: Eukaryota; Metazoa; Arthropoda; Insecta; Lepidoptera; Nymphalidae
Product: adenylate kinase 9
Exons: 12
Coding region: 189-6791 (2200 amino acids)
Cellular component (GO): cytoplasm
Molecular function (GO): ATP binding; ATP hydrolysis activity; GTP binding
Source: RefSeq, a predicted model, not a curated record